Messenger RNA from Drosophila hydei, 480 nucleotides. RefSeq names its product adipokinetic hormone. Gene Ontology annotation, cellular component: extracellular region. Gene Ontology annotation, molecular function: hormone activity. NCBI's taxonomy places the organism in Eukaryota, Metazoa, Arthropoda, Insecta, Diptera, Drosophilidae. The coding region runs from base 1 to 243 and encodes 80 amino acids. The transcript is spliced from 2 exons. The record is from RefSeq and is a predicted model, not a curated record.
AUGAAUUGCAAGAGUGAAGUCCUGAUUGCCGCUGUGCUCUUCUUCCUGCUGGCCUGUGUGGAGUGUCAGUUGACAUUCUCGCCGGACUGGGGCAAGCGUUCGGUGGGAGGUGCUGGUGGUGCGGGUGGCUUCUUUGAGCCACAGCAGGGCAAUUGCAAAACCUCCAACGAAAUGCUGCUCGAAAUCUUUCGCUUCGUUCAAUCGCAGGCGCAACUAUUUCUCGACUGCAAGCAUCGGGAAUAGACCAACGAGGACCGCGACUGGACAACACUGAGAAAUGCUAAUUAUAUUCUAUACUCCACUAUAUAUAUUUAGUUCGAUGUUCGAUGUAUGCAUGUUGUAUGUACGAGUACACGAGGUAGUCGUAGUCGGCAUUUAGAUUUAGAGCAUUUUUUCCGUUUCGUCUCUCUCAAUGUUAACUAAAUAUUUUAGCCUAACUGUGCCUAACUGAAAAGCCAAAAACUCAAUAAAUAAGCGCAU